AUGAUCGAAUUGCUAUCGUCAUCGCUUCUCUAUGAAAUACCUCGUAACCCGGCAAUUGCCGUUGGAUUGCCGAUAGCUUUGGGUGGUUUAAGCGGGGCUAUAACCAAGUCCUCUGUUAACACAUGGUAUGCAGCUCUGGCUAAACCACCAGGCCAGCCACCCAGAAUAGCCUUCCCAAUCGUGUGGACUCUGUUGUACGGUGCAAUGGGAUAUGCGGCUCACUUGACAGCGUCGCAUGUCAACACGCCAUUCAUCGGUGACGCAGCUAGAGAUAGCUUGCACCUUCAAUACGCGCAGUUUGGAAUGAAUAUGCUCUGGACACCACUAUUUUUCGGUGCCAAAAAGCCUGUGCUCGCUUUAUUAGAUAUUGCCGCACUUCUUGGGACAGUGCUGAAGACUACAAAUGAUCUCAGAGGGAUUGACACGAAUGCUUUCUAUCUUUACCUCCCUUACUGCGCGUGGUUGGGAUACGCGACGUACCUGAAUGCUGGGAUUAUCUACAAAAACUACAAGAACAAGAACUGA
Molecule: messenger RNA, 525 nt
Organism: Wallemia ichthyophaga EXF-994
Lineage: Eukaryota; Fungi; Basidiomycota; Wallemiomycetes; Wallemiales; Wallemiaceae
Product: Translocator protein
Exons: 2
Coding region: 1-525 (174 amino acids)
Cellular component (GO): mitochondrial outer membrane
Source: RefSeq, a predicted model, not a curated record